UGUAAAGGGAUUGUGGCUUCACAUUGUAGGCGAAUAUACCUGAGAUGUAUUCUACAUUUCUGUUAUUUACAAGCUUUUUAAUAUGUCAAAUUAGUUCUGAACCUAUACAGAAGACUAUCCUAGAUUAUUUCAACAGUGAAUCUGUUCGCAAAUUUAGGAAUGAUUGGGAAAUAUACAGGAAGCCUUUGGAACAUGCGGUAACAAGUGCUUUACUUGAAAACGUAGGCAACCCUGGAAUGAAUGUCUAUAUCAGAAGACAAAAUGAAGAUUUAGCCUUAGGACUUUACCACGAUGACAAUCAAGUCCAACUAGUAUUAUUAAACAUACUUCUCCAACAGCUACCUAGCUUAUAUCUGCCCGAAGUACAAUUCUCUCUAGCUUCCAAUGUGCUCAAAAUUUACGCGGCCCUCAGUAAGAUUAUCAUACACGCUGACUAUGCGAUAGCGAGGAACAAGAGUGAUAUUAUACAUGAGCCAAUUUACCAGAAUCCAUAUGAGGCAUCGCCUUUUCGAUUCCAACAAGUUUCCGAUAUCGGGAAAAUCACCCUCAUAUUGGAUAGCUGCGUAUUAAAUGGAUUUCUAAUUACAUCACUAUCUGGAGAAUCUGUUAAUUUGGGAUACGACCAUCUAAGAUUAUUGCAUUGCCAGCACACUAUUGAGCUAUACCAACCCGGCGACGAUUCUCCGCCAGUCAUCACGAGGUAUAAUCCCUAUAGACUUGACGACGGUUUGAAACUGACCGAUUUACUGAUGAGGCCAAUAAGUGAGGAGCUGGUGCCCAAGGUCCAGGCGGCCAUGUUUACUUUCAUCAACACUUCCUCGAUCUUCCAAAAAGACCUCAAAGACUUAAGAGAAAAUCAAGAAGUAGUGUUUCAGGCAACAUGGUUGUAUGUAACAGAAAUAGUCAGAAACUUAAAUAGAAUUACCAUUGAGAGGAACGGUGGAGCGAUUGACAUUAAGGAUAAAACUUUUUAUUGGGAAGACGUAAGGGAAACGUCUGUUAACAAAUCGGAAACUUUAACAAUACUUGAAGUGGUACUGACAGGCCUGGACACUUUGUACUGCGCGCACUCCGGUGGCCCUUACAGGAUGAAAUCUGCCAUGAUAGGAGAACAGAUUCGUUUCAGCACUCUACAGGUACGGGGUCACAUAGAUAUAGGAAAAGACCGAUUCGCCUUCGUAAUUGAGUUAAAGGACUUGGCUGUUGAUGUACAACUCGAAGUGAAGCCGGGUCAAGUGCAAGUGGACGGAGAGCCGUAUAAGAUAUUAGAAAUCGUUGGCUAUAGACGUAUGUUGUUCACUGCACCUUCAUUAAUGUAUCCGACGGUAGAGGCUCUGGUCAGCGGAUACUUCUUAAAAGAACUGCCGAAGCUCAUAAUGUCACACUUGAAGUCGAUAUUCGCUGAAGCAUUAGGAAGCGCUCACAAUUCUUUAAAUGGGAAUAAGGCUGACGCCUGCAAGGAGCAACGAGAUAAAACCUGUGGCGGUACCUAUUCCUACGAUUGUACUAACCCUCAUACAAACAAAAUGUGUAAAACAACGUGUACGUCCACCGACUGUGUUUGCAAACCAGGAUUUGUUUCCUCUGAAGGAAAAUGUAUUGAAGAUUCUAAAAUAAAUACAUUUGAUGAAAGGGCCAGGCUGCGACACCUUCGACAGAAAAUGAGCAAAAAACAUGAACGCAUCAAUAAAAUAAGAAAGUAAAACAUUGAAGAGAGGAGAUCACUUACUGUUCAUCUUACCGAGGGCAAUUAAGUAACCAAAUAACAAUUUACUAUCAUAAUCCGAUUUUUUAAAUAUGUAGCUAUUGUUGUUAAUUUGAAAGUGGAAAAUAAAGCAUACUUACAGAAAGCAUAGAGGUUCUACCUACAUUGUUGUACUGAAAUAUGUUGAACUAAUUUUCAAUUUCUAUAUGACCAAGAAGAAGGAUAUAAAAUUCCUACUGCAUUUAAUUUUUUUGUAAAUUAUAAAAGAAAAUAUCCAAAAGGUAUAAAUGGCCACUAGGUUAUCACGUCCAAUUCAAUUCAAUUCAAUUCAAUGUAUUUAUUUGUGAGCAUAGGUAUACAGAAAGGUCUUAAAAUUAAACAUGUCAGAGCUCUAUGUUCUACCAAAUGGAAUUGGUGUACAAAUAAUUUUAAUCCUAUUGAGUUUAAACAUUAUAAAAUCAUAGUGUUUCUAUUUUAUCAUUUAGAAAUAUUUCAACUGAGUAAUAUGCCUUAUCUAUUAGAAAUAUACUUAAUCUACGUUUAAAAAUACUAAUAUUCUGUUCAGUUCUU
Helicoverpa armigera (cotton bollworm) is the source of this 2275-nucleotide messenger RNA. RefSeq lists its product as uncharacterized. Bases 45 to 1703 code for a protein of 552 amino acids. Lineage: Eukaryota; Metazoa; Arthropoda; Insecta; Lepidoptera; Noctuidae. The transcript is spliced from 12 exons. The record is from RefSeq and is a predicted model, not a curated record.